AUGUCUGGAGAGUGUCUGCUCCUCAGUGGAUGCCAGGUGAGGUCCCUGCGCGGCCAUGAAGAGGAAUGUUGGAACGGAGCAAAGAUCCUAUACAAUCUCUUAAACAAUAUUACCACCACCACCGCCACCACCACCAUCACCACCACUACCACCACCACCACAGCCAACAACACCGGCGGCACCACCAUCACUACCACUACCACCACCACCAACACCACCUGUGAUGAGGAAACUACUAUGGGCACCGUGCCAAUUUCACCACCCAUCCUCACCCAUCACCACCCCCCACCGCCAACAUCACCAAAAUCUCCACAGUUACCUUCACCAUCUUCACCACAAACCACGACCUUUAUCAUCACCAUCAUCCAUAACGCCCAGCAACCCUCAACCAUCACCACCUUCACCACCAUUUCCGUCCCCAGCCACACACGCCACAGUAACCAUCACACUCACAACCCACCACUACACUCACCACUAUCACCAAACACAGUCACCCUCCCCGCCGCCCUCACCACGCCACAUAUUCAAGAGGAUUUAUGGACAGCUGUGCCGGCGUGGUCAUGUGGUUCUCGCGGGAGAGUGUCCGCCACUAAAUGGACACCUGAGCACACCUGCCUAUAA
Scylla paramamosain (green mud crab) is the source of this 621-nucleotide messenger RNA. RefSeq lists its product as uncharacterized. The transcript is spliced from 2 exons. NCBI's taxonomy places the organism in Eukaryota, Metazoa, Arthropoda, Malacostraca, Decapoda, Portunidae. Bases 1 to 621 code for a protein of 206 amino acids. The record is from RefSeq and is a predicted model, not a curated record.